UUCACCGAGCCUGCAAUAACCUCAACAAUAUGAAAUUCGUUAUUGUACUACUUGCCGUUAUUGCCCUGGCUUCUGCCCGUCCUGAGGUGGAGAUCAUAAAAUCAGAAUCAGAUGUGCAACCUGACCAUUAUUCUUUCGAUAUGGAGACCAGCGAUGGCACUAGUAGACAUGAAGAGGGCGUUGUGAAGGAUGCUGAUAGCGAACACCCAGCUCUAGUUGUCCACGGUUCUUAUACCUACAAGGAUGAACAUGAUGGCAAAGAAUACUCGGUCAGCUAUGUAGCAGAUGAAUACGGCUUCCAACCCACUGGUGAACAUAUCCCCAAGCUACCUGCAAUCGAACAUUAAAUUAGGAGUGUAUCGAAUUUAUUAUAUUUUUU
Messenger RNA from Anastrepha ludens (Mexican fruit fly), 379 nucleotides. Its product is annotated as larval cuticle protein 65Ab1-like. The record is from RefSeq and is a predicted model, not a curated record. Gene Ontology annotation, molecular function: structural constituent of chitin-based larval cuticle. Gene Ontology annotation, cellular component: chitin-based extracellular matrix. The transcript has 2 exons. The coding region runs from base 30 to 347 and encodes 105 amino acids. Lineage: Eukaryota; Metazoa; Arthropoda; Insecta; Diptera; Tephritidae.